GGCUUUGGCGCAUUUUCGGCUGGUUUGAUUCAUCCAUUUUGAAGAGACGGGGGAGAGGGGGGCUCGUCAGAUCCAGAGACCUCAAACCAGCAGCCGCGGACUCUGAGAAGCCAGCAGCCCGGGGCUCGGCAGCAGCGGCCCUGCCGGCCGGAGCGGGGGGGUGGGGCGCCGAGUGCGCGGGGAGGGGGGUCCUGGUCUUCGGCUCCUCGACUUGGUCGCGCCUCGACAGCGAACAUGUCUCGGCCUGUCAGAAAUAGGAAGGUCGUCGAUUACUCUCAGUUUCAGGAAUCAGAUGAUGCAGAUGAAGAUUAUGGAAGAGAUUCAGGCCCUCCUGCUAAGAAGAUUCGGUCAUCUCCCCGAGAGGCUAAAAAUAAGAGGCGAUCUGGAAAAAAUUCACAAGAAGACAGUGAAGACUCGGAAGAAAAAGAUGUGAAGACCAAGAAGGAUGAUUCUCACUCGGCAGAAGACAGCGAAGAUGAAAAAGAUGAUCAUAAAAAUGUACGCCAGCAACGACAGGCAGCAUCUAAAGCAGCUUCUAAGCAGAGAGAGAUGCUCUUGGAAGAUGUUGGCAGCGAGGAAGAGCCAGAAGAAGAUGAUGAGGCGCCAUUCCAGGAGAAAGAUUCUGGCAGCGACGAGGAUUUCCUAAUGGAAGACGACGAUGAUAGCGAUUAUGGCAGUUCAAAAAAGAAAAACAAAAAGAUGGUUAAGAAGUCCAAACCUGAGAGAAAAGAAAAGAAAAUGCCCAAACCCAGACUAAAGGCUACAGUGACGCCAAGUCCAGUGAAAGGCAAAGGGAAAGUGGGUCGCCCCACAGCUUCAAAGACAUCAAAGGAAAAAACUCCUUCUCCCAAAGAAGAGGAUGAGGAAGCAGAAAGCCCUCCAGAAAAGAAGACCUCUGCAAGCCCCCCACUUGAGAAGUCUGGAGACGAAGGGUCUGAAGAGGAAGCCGCAUCUGGGGAAGAUUAAAAGUGAUAUUUAGGGAGAGGUUUUAUUAAAAACAAAGGAAACCUCUGUAGGACACGGUUUGGGCUGUGGCUUGACUCAUGGGCUUUCAGUGCUAUUUCAUUUGUCUAGAAUAAUGUUUUUCUCUCUAUCUAUCUCUUAAAACCAUUGUAUGCUGAUGUGUUUAAGUUGCCAUUUUGUCUCAGUCUUUUCUUUGCCAAUUCCCUCCCCCCCACAAAAGCCAUGUCAAUUAAUCACUGGAUUGACUGUUUCAUCUUUGUGUUCUUAAUGGAGGGAAGGAAUGCCAUGGCUGCAAAGCAAUAAGAUUUGAGGUGGAUGCUAUGGAAACUGCUUCUUGCUAGAGAACAGCAACUUGAACAAUAAUCAAAAACAAAAAAACUAGAAAGGUUUUAAUUAAAUAAUUGUUCUUUCUUUUCCUGUACUUUUGACAGACCAGUUGUCACUUAACAUGAGCUUAUAUGUCUAAAACUGUAAAUGUCAAAAAGAAUCAUGACUCUAAAUUAGUACUAGUGAGGCAGUUGGGGGUGAACAUGAAUUCUGGAUUAACUCAGCACUCACAUUAUUUCCUUGGGUGUGGAGGGAAUGGUGUUCCUGGAACUUAGUAUAUUUGUUAUUCUCAAAGAGAUUCAGAGCCAGUCUUUUGUCUUGAUAACAGUCUUUUUUCUUUUUUUUAAAGUAGGCCACCAGAAUCAGUUUUAAUUUCAUAUUUUAUUCAUGUUUUCAUUGAUUCAAGUUUUUAAAAUACAUCCUGUUUUGGGGUAAAGUUUUACCAAUGAUCCAAAAUUAAAAAGAGAUUUCUUUGAAUUUCGAUGAUGAGUCUACCCCUCACAGUACAUUUCUUCACAGGCUGACAAUGUUAAAGUUUUAAGCAAAUAAAGUUUGAGUUAGUGUGAAGCUCAGAUAUAAAAGAUUGAGAUUUAUCCUUUAUGAAUACAAAUAAUUGAAAUGAGGGCCCAUGAGCCAUGCCAUUUUUACUUGCGGAUAGAAACAGUUGAUUCCUUUCAAUAUUUAAAUCUUUGCUCCAUAGUAACAUGAUAAUGACAUGAUCUCACAACCUCCUCCUGCUGCUUCCGUACUGUGCAGUUGUUUGCCUCUUAGUUGGUCUGACCCCUCCUUUCUGUUUAUGCUUCUUUUUAAAGCAAGAGCCUGAGCCUCAAUGGGAUGAUUGAACUGUAUUUUAGGGUGCCUAUGUGCCAUUGAUAACAGUCUAGAUACCUUAACAAAGCAUCAAGAACAGGUUUGAUCCUCCACAUUCAGGUCCCAUUCGCCAAUAAAAGAUUAGGGGUCCUAUUAUGCUAUUAAAGAUUUAGUGGAGUAAUUUCUGUAUAUUUUUCUGCACUUAAGCUAAAUUUGCUUCCUCAGUAUUCUGCUUUUGUGUUUUUUAAGUGACAUGUUUGUCUCAGACAGUGUCAUUUUCUUAUAGGUGUUCGUAGGACAAAGGGUUAUUUAAGAAAUAUUUUUACUCUGGUUUUUAAGACACUUUAAAGAACAUUCUUAGAUCUGCUUUAAAAUAAAUAAAUGAAUAAAUAAAG
Messenger RNA from Mus pahari (shrew mouse), 2495 nucleotides. It is a transcript of the gene Nucks1, whose product is annotated as nuclear casein kinase and cyclin dependent kinase substrate 1. NCBI's taxonomy places the organism in Eukaryota, Metazoa, Chordata, Mammalia, Rodentia, Muridae. The transcript has 7 exons. The record is from RefSeq and is a predicted model, not a curated record. Gene Ontology annotation, cellular component: cytoplasm. Gene Ontology annotation, molecular function: single-stranded DNA binding; double-stranded DNA binding. Gene Ontology annotation, biological process: interstrand cross-link repair; double-strand break repair via homologous recombination. Bases 235 to 966 code for a protein of 243 amino acids.